Ziziphus jujuba (common jujube) is the source of this 3353-nucleotide messenger RNA. Its product is annotated as pentatricopeptide repeat-containing protein At3g23020. Gene Ontology annotation, molecular function: protein binding. The coding region runs from base 264 to 2861 and encodes 865 amino acids. The record is from RefSeq and is a predicted model, not a curated record. NCBI's taxonomy places the organism in Eukaryota, Viridiplantae, Streptophyta, Magnoliopsida, Rosales, Rhamnaceae. The transcript has a single exon.
AUAUUUGUCAAAAAAGAAAUUUUAAAAAAGGAAGAAAAUUUGAAAUUUUCGAUUUUGUUUAUUUGUAAUUUGUUUGUAUUGGGUUUGGUGUUUUCUUCUCCUUUGUAGCUCCACAAUUCUGCCAAGCUACUAACCUAUGCUUCUCUGAACUUGGGGUUGAGGAGGAAGUGAAAGCCCAUUCGGUGACCAUGUUUCUAUCGCUUUUCUGAAUAAACUCAAGCGGUGAGUUGAAGGCGAGUUUGGAUAUAUACGUCAGCAAAAGAAUGUUUGUGAAGCUCCAGCUGGAUACCAGCUGCUUCACCAUGUUGGGUUCUACCAAGAGCUUACCCAACAUAGCACUCCCAGUUUCUCCAGUAGACAGAAUUGAACGCUUUAGCAAAGAUAGAAACCAUAGAGUUCUGCAAACUCCCAAUGGAGAUGGGGUUAAAAAGAGGUUCAGUGAAAUUCCAAGACCCACCCCUGAUAGAAGUAAUGGAGUUGCUGUUCAUGAGCCUCUGUUGAAAAGGCAGAAUUUUGAGAAGAACCCAGAUAAGGAAAAUGCAGGGAGAACUUUGGAUGGUGGAAAAACCGUGAACAAGAGGGAUUUGGGUGGUAAAUUAAAGUUGGGGAAUGCGGAUGGUGUAAUGGAGAAAAUGCAUACCAAGUGUUCGAAGAAAUGGGUGGCUUAUGGCGGGUGUAUCCCGGCGAUUUUGCAAGCUUUGGAUGAGGUAGAGGAUUUGGAUGAGGCUUUAAAGCCAUGGGAAGAGAGUCUAAAUAACAAAGAAAGAAGCAUAAUUUUGAAAGAGCAGUCGAGUUGGGAAAGGGCCUUGGAGAUUUUUGAGUGGUUCAAAGGAAAGGACUGUUACGAAUUGAACGUGAUUCACUAUAACAUUAUGCUCAGAAGUCUCGGGAAAGCGAGGAAAUGGAGCUAUGUUGAGGGCCUUUGGGAAGAAAUGAAUGUCAAAGGGAUUGCACCAAUUAAUUCGACUUAUGGAACUCUGAUUGAUGCUUAUAGUAAGGGUGGACUUAAGGAAGAAGCACUUCUCUGGCUAGAGAAAAUGAACAAACAAGGAAUGGAACCUGAUGAGGUUACUAUGGGAAUCGUCGUUCAGAUGUAUAAGAAGGCAGGGGAGUUUCAAAAAGCUGAGGAGUUUUUCAAGAAAUGGUCAUCCAGUGAAUGUUCUAGGCAAGAUGGUAGUACUGUGAAUAGUGCUGCUAGAUUGGGGACUGCUUUGCAAGCACAAGUGUGUUUAAGUUCGCAUACAUAUAAUACUUUAAUAGACACAUAUGGGAAGGCCGGACAACUUAAAGAAGCGUCUGAUAUAUUUGCACAGAUGCUUAGGGAAGGAAUUGCUCCAACCACAGUUACUUUCAAUACUAUGAUUCACAUUUGUGGUAACCAUGGCAAGCUGGAAGAGGUGGCUUCAUUGAUGCAGAAGAUGGAUGAGGUUCAAUGUCCACCAGACACAAGAACGUACAACAUUCUAAUUUCUCUCCAUGCGAAGCAUGAUAAUAUAAACAUGGCAACUGACUACUUCAAAAAGAUGAAGGAUGCCCAUCUGGAGCCUGACCUUGUGAGCUAUCGUACACUCUUAUAUGCAUACUCAAUAAGGCAUAUGGUUUGCAGAGCUGAAGAACUUGUCUCAGAGAUGGAUGAAAGAGGACUUCAGAUCGAUGAAUUUACCCAAUCAGCUCUGACUAGGAUGUACAUAGAAGCUGGGAAGCUUGAGAAGUCAUGGUUAUGGUUCAGAAGGUUUCAUCUUGCGGGCAAUAUGAGUUCUGAGUGCUAUUCUGCCAACAUUGAUGCGUAUGGGGAGCGUGGACAUAUUAUGGAAGCAGAGAAAGUUUUUUUUUGCUGCCAAGAAGGGAAGAAACUGAGUGUCCUAGAGUUCAAUGUGAUGAUUAAAGCAUAUGGUGUGGGAAAGUUUUAUAUUAAAGCAUGUCAAUUGUUUGACAGUAUGGAGAGUCAUGGCAUAGUUCCGGACAAAUGUACUUAUAGUUCUCUCAUACAAAUUUUGGCUACUGCUGACAUGCCACACAUAGCAAAAUCCUAUCUGAGUAAGAUGCAGGAGGCAGGAUUGGUAAGUGACUGCAUCCCUUAUUGUGCUGUGAUAUCAAGCUUCGUAAAAUUAGGUCAACUGGAAAUGGCUGAGAAGCUGUAUGAUGAGAUGGUUCGAUUUGGUGUGCAGCCGGAUGUUAUUGUCUUUGGUAUACUGAUUAAUGCCUUUGCUGAUGUUGGAAGUGUUAAAGAAGCUCUCAGCUAUAUUGAUGCGAUGAAAAAGGCAGAUGUACCAGGAAAUGCAGUUAUAUACAAUUCCUUAAUUAAGCUGUACACUAAAGUUGGCUUCUUAAACGAAGCACAAGAAACAUAUGAACUUCUACAAUCUUCAGAGGAAGGUCCUACUACAUAUUCUUCUAAUUGUUUGAUUGAUCUUUAUAGUGAGAGAUCUAUGGUUGAGCCAGCAGAAGAAAUUUUUGAGAGCUUGAAGAGAAAGGGGAAUGCGAAUGAGUUUACAUAUGCAAUGAUGCUGUGCAUGUACAAGAAACUAGGAAGAUUCGAGGAAGCUGUAAGAAUCGCAAAGCAGAUGAGAGAACUAGGGCUUUUAACUGAUUUGCUGAGUUAUAAUAAUGUACUCGGAUUGUAUGCCAUGUAUGGGAGAUUUAAGGAGGUUGUGAGCACUUUCAAGGAGAUGAUGAAAGCUUCUAUUCAACCUGAUGAUUGUACAUUAAAAGCGCUUGGAACGGUUCUGGUGAAAUGUGGAGUUUCAAAGCAGGCUGUCGGCAAACUGGAAGUAACAAUGAAGAAAGAUGCUCAAAGUGGACUGGAGAAAUGGAUGUCAGCACUCACUUCUGUCGUUGGGGUACAUAUUUCCGAUGUGUAGAUAUUCUCUUUGCAACUUGCAUUUUCUCUAUGGACCAUCAGAUCCAAGGUUGGACUUCAUAGUUGCUCAAUGAAAUUCAAGCAGGGAAAUUGGAUUGGAAGUUUAAUGUGACAAUCAAAAUGUUCAUGCCAAUUGCAAUGAGUUGUGUCCUUUACCACUUGAAGGCACCAAAGAGAGAAGAAAAACGUGACAGGAACUUGGCAGGAACUUGAGUUAAGAAUGACAGAAGAUACACAUAACAAAUCUUCCUGUAGGGCAUUGACCCUGUAAAGAUCAGACUAGCAGAAAAUGUUUGUAUAGCCAACCUGUGUACUUGAAAAAAUACCAAGUUGGGAUCAACUUUGAAUUUUUCUUGUAAAUCCAAUUGUAGUUCUUAAUUUACAGUUGUUCGUAUCAUGUACUGCUGUAAGGACUUUAAAGUUGUACUUUUUGCACUAUAUAAAUGUAUUCACCAUAGACUAGCUUUCAAUGGGUCGUGGCCUUUUGAUUCAA